AUGGAUUUUCUUUAUUAGUGUUUUAAUUCUCACAUGAUCAAGCAGCACCCUUCAGUUAUCAUUCUUUUCCAGAAGUGAAGCUUUUCUUCAGGAAAACACAUGAAUUGAUAAGGAACUUUACAACGUUUUUAGAGUGUACAAGGGCUGGCAUGUUUCUUGGGAACUUGACAGACUGUGAUAGCGUCCACUUAGUUUUACACACAUGGGUAUUUACAGAAAUUUCCCUGCACCUCCUUCACCUUUGAAAUUCCUGUUGAGUUCAUCUGGGUUAACUUGCCCAUAUUAGGAAGUUUAUGCUCCUCACUACUCCUUCUUCCUGUACCGUUUAUUUUCCCCUCUGCAAAAACUUGUGUUGCUUCAAACUUUAAUGGGUCUAACAAAACCCAUCAGAUCCUUCUCGCACGAAUGACUGAGUUUGGAGGGCACCUCUGGAGAUCCUGUGAUCUAACCUCCUCCUGCAGCAGAGCCACUUGGAGCUGCUUACCCACGACUGUGUCCAGGUGGCUUUCGCAGAUCUCCAGUAGGGAGACUCGACAAACUCUCUGGGCAACCUGUUCUAGUGCCCAGUCACCCUCACACACACAAAAAAGUUUUCUGAUGUUCAGAGAGCCGAGCCUGUGUUUCAGUCUGUGCUCACGGCCUCUGGCCCAGUCACUACGCACUACCAUGGAAAAAUAUAUAAGGAACAGGACAAAUUUUUAUCAUAAUUAGGAAAAAUACAGAAACAGCCCCACACUAGCUACAAAAUAUCAAUGUUAAUACUUUUCAUCUGACUUCCUAAAGAAAUGGAUGUUGGUCACUCACAUUAUCUGUUCUUUCCUAAUUUCUUUUGAGUCUCAAUCAUUUUCACGAUAUUUAGAGCUCAGUGCACAGCUUCAAAGACCAGUGCAAACUUAAAAGUGUUUAAUCCUUGAAAUUUAAAAAAAUCUGUAGAGGGACAGAAAGGCUCAGAUUAAUGAUUCAUUAGGACAAAUGACAAACAGAACAUGGUUCUUUUAUCUCCUUGCUCUUUUGGCAGUAACUAACUGCUGGUGUAUCACAGUACCCAGACCUCUGAAUAAAUCAGAGACUGCCUUUUCUUGCCUGGCCUUGUAAAUGGAAUUACUACAGUGUUAGCACAGGCAAAAGCCAGGCUUCAUUAGUUCUGCAGCCUAUGGGACAGACCCUCUUUUUAUUGCAGUAUUUGCUUCUCAGUAUAGAAUUAAACUGUAUUUACCUUAAUCUAAGACACUUCUGUCACAGAAUAAUGAGUUUUGGUCCACCUAUACUAGUUUGCAAAGUGUUAAAAUGGUGCAAAAAGUGUGCAUAAACAAAGCCAUGGUAAAUGCAUGCAAAAAUUCCAGUCAUCUGUAACAAAAUAAGCAGAUUAGAUCAAAACAUGUUUUUAAUCUAGAAACAGUCUGCCCACUCUAGAAGUUUGGGCAGGUAAAAAGGUGUUGGGCUGUCUCUCAGAGCACAUGUAAUUAAUCAAGAAAUAACAGAUUUUUCAGCUGCUUUUUAAGAGGGAAGGAUACAAAAGAAAAUGAGAAGUUGUCUCCUUGCCCCUUUCAUGCUAAUUAAUGCAUUCAGGAGCUGUACUGAAAGGAAUUUAAACUCGUGAUAGUCAUAAGAGGACAGAUCAAAGGAGAAAAAACCAGACCAAGUCAAAGAAAGCUACAUAUGCCUUCAGUUAACAGAGAGAGUACACAUCUGAAGGAGGUAAGAAUUAUAUUUUUUUGUUUUACACAAGAUUUUCAGCUUUGUUUAAAAAUUAUGCUUUAGAAGAAGCUUGACUGUCUCUAAGUAAACUCAAAAUGUUUUCCUUCUUUGGUUAGAAUACUCUUCAGUAAGUCAUUGUGUUUUAUAGUUUACCUCUAUAGGGUAGGCAGAUUAGUGGGAUACUAUCAAGUGACAUCUGUUGUUGUGCUCUCCAUAUUACAGAAACACGAUUAUGUGUGGAUUUUUUCUUCACUGUAUUUGAUAGAAUAGAUUUUUAACUAUUCAGCCAGGUAUGAUUAUCACCUUAGUUGAUAAGAUGCAAUAAAGAUUGUAAUAUAAAUUUCUUACACAUCUGAGUUUAGAUUGUCAGCAAACAUAAAUCAGUAUUCCCAUAUGAAAUUCAACAGAUCUCUCAGAGUCUCCAGUGACUGAAAACCUGUCCCCUGAGUGUUUACAGUGAAUAACCAAAUAGAAAAACAAUUAUUUGUAAGAAUAAUAUUAGGUUUUUUUCUCAAUAGCUUUUCUUGUCCAGGUAAAUUGCCUUUUUCUUAAAUUCUAGAUUUUGCUUCAGAAGUCUGCCAUCACUUGGUACCUAGACAGAUCACAUCAAAUUCUCCAAACUCUGUUACAAUCAGUUACAAACACCUUGAUAUCAGUGGUGAUACUAAUAUCUAGAUCAUAGUUAUGGUUUUGAGCUUUAUCUUAAAUUGGGACAGUUGCAUGUGUAUAUGGAUCUACUUGAUUCUGAAGAUACCAGAUUAUCCUGCCUCUCUAAAAUGCUCCUGCUAAAACAAUAUUAUCUUUUAAAUGUAACAAAUUAUUUAUCACACUGACACAUUGUGUUUCUACCAUAUAGGUUUGAGCAGGACCAAACUCACAAAAUGCCCAGAAGAUAUAACCACCUGGAUGGCAACUAUUUCAGAGGGAAAGGACACAUCUAUUUUGCAGCAGAAGAAGCUCUGGGUAUUGGACUUUUCAUUUUGGUGCUGGCUGUUUUACUUGCCUUUGGCUGCUGGUAUUACAAAAGACGUAGUGGCUACAAAAGUCUGCGGAGUAAAAGCUCUAGUGUGAGCACAAUACGAAACGUGGUAGGUGGGGCAGAAAUACUGGACUGCAAAAUGGCUCUGCAGGACUACAGAGACUUUAAUUCUGUGGUACCCGAUGCUCCACCAGCUUAUGACAAAAUUGCUGCAGAGCAGUCACCACCGCCUUAUUCACCAUGAUAACAUGAAAUUUGAAACCCUGAACAUACUGAUUCCAUUUCUUCAUGCUUGCUCUUUAUUUCCUGUAUAUGCCUAACUUUCUUAAAGCUAGAAUCAUAAAAAGAAAACAACACGUUUUCAUUAGCUGUUGCUGAGCAAUUCCCGCUUAAUUUACAGAAGUGGUCCUUGAAAUGCCUUAAUAAAUAUGAAUGUGCUUUUAAGUUUUUCACUUCAUGCCAAAUUAAUGCAUUAUGGUCUGGUCAUCUUGAAUCCUUCAUAGGUCUACACAGAUCUGUAAUAACACACUAUUCAGUAUGAAUCAGAGUAAAAAGUGAUGGCACCUUUGUUUUCAUCUUCCUCAUUUAGUUUCCCUUUCUUUAAGAAAUAAAUUAAAAACCCCAAA
Messenger RNA from Prinia subflava (tawny-flanked prinia), 3303 nucleotides. It is a transcript of the gene MLANA, whose product is annotated as melan-A. The record is from RefSeq and is a predicted model, not a curated record. The transcript has 4 exons. Gene Ontology annotation, cellular component: endoplasmic reticulum membrane; melanosome; trans-Golgi network. Lineage: Eukaryota; Metazoa; Chordata; Aves; Passeriformes; Cisticolidae. The coding region runs from base 2580 to 2921 and encodes 113 amino acids.